Messenger RNA from Ooceraea biroi (clonal raider ant), 1342 nucleotides. RefSeq names its product GDP-mannose 4,6 dehydratase (gene Gmd). Gene Ontology annotation, molecular function: GDP-mannose 4,6-dehydratase activity. Gene Ontology annotation, biological process: 'de novo' GDP-L-fucose biosynthetic process. NCBI's taxonomy places the organism in Eukaryota, Metazoa, Arthropoda, Insecta, Hymenoptera, Formicidae. The record is from RefSeq and is a predicted model, not a curated record.
GUAUGGCGCCAUAUUGCAUUUUAGUUCCAGAAUGUAGGGUGUCAACCUUUACAUGACAGUAUGACACCGCUAGUGCUCACUCGAGCCUCGAGCGUUUAGAUAACGUUCGAGGACUGACGGUACGCCUGAUCGAUCAGUCGAGAUGGCAACUGGGGACGAUAGGCGUGUUGCUCUGAUAACGGGUAUCACCGGACAAGAUGGUUCUUAUUUGGCGGAAUUCCUGCUGGAGAAAGGAUACACCGUUCACGGCAUCAUUAGACGAGCGAGUUCGUUUAACACCGCUCGCAUCCAGCACCUCUACGAGGAUCCCAAGUGCCAUCGGCAAGGAAAAAUGAUAUUGCAUUAUGGUGACAUGACAGAUUCCAGUAGCCUGAUCAAGGUUAUCAGCGCCGUACAGCCAACGGAAAUUUAUAAUCUUGCGGCGCAGAGUCACGUUAUGGUCAGCUUCGAGGUGAGCGAGUACACUGCCGAGGUAGACGCGGUAGGAACGGUGAGACUGUUGGACGCGAUACGCACGUGUGGCUUGGAGAAGUCCGUCAAAUUUUAUCACGCGUCCACUUCCGAGCUCUACGGUAGAGUGGUGCAAGUUCCUCAAGAUGAAAAGACACCGUUCUAUCCUCGUUCUCCGUACGCGUGCGCAAAGUUGUACAGUUUCUGGAUCGUCGUGAAUUAUAGAGAAGCGUACAACAUGUUCGCGUGUAAUGGGAUAUUGUUCAAUCACGAGAGCCCGCGAAGGGGAGAGAAUUUUGUCACGAGGAAGGUGACCAGGUCGAUAGCGAAGAUACAUUUGGGCCUGCAGGACGUGCUGGAACUGGGCAACUUGGAUGCGAAGCGAGACUGGGGCCAUGCCAAGGAUUACGUUGAAGCGAUGUGGCUGAUGCUCCAACAGACGCAACCGGACGACUACGUUAUAGCGACGGGAGAGACGCACAGUGUGAGGGAGUUUGUCGGGACGGCCUUCCAGUACGUAGGUCGCACGAUUCAGUGGAAAGGCGAGGGUGUCGAUGAAACGGGUCACGAUGCACAAACCGGUCAACUAUUGGUUCGCGUCAACCCCAAGUAUUUUCGUCCAACGGAAGUGGACGUACUGUUGGGUGAUGCGUCGAAAGCUAGAGACAAAUUCGGAUGGAAACCGACCGUUACGUUUAAGGAACUCGUAAAAGACAUGAUGGAUUCCGAUCUAGAAUUAAUGUCGAAAAAUCCAAAUGCUUAAUAAUGUAAUGCAAAUUGCGAAUGCAUUUUCCAAGUGUUUUUACUUCCGUGAAAAAGAAAUGACAGCAUUCACAGAGUUGUCAGUUUUGUAAAUAUGUCGGUGUAAAAGAUUAAAAGAGAUAAAAUAGGC